This is a messenger RNA of Betta splendens (Siamese fighting fish), 1581 nucleotides long. RefSeq names its product beta-1,3-N-acetylglucosaminyltransferase lunatic fringe-like. Gene Ontology annotation, molecular function: O-fucosylpeptide 3-beta-N-acetylglucosaminyltransferase activity. Gene Ontology annotation, biological process: regulation of Notch signaling pathway; pattern specification process. Gene Ontology annotation, cellular component: Golgi membrane. The transcript is spliced from 8 exons. NCBI's taxonomy places the organism in Eukaryota, Metazoa, Chordata, Actinopteri, Anabantiformes, Osphronemidae. The coding region runs from base 117 to 1178 and encodes 353 amino acids. The record is from RefSeq and is a predicted model, not a curated record.
GUCCACGGUUAGAUCACUGGUGUUUGCACCGUGGACGUGUUGGGAACCGCUGAACACUGGUUCAGAGACGCUUCUCUGUCAAUGAGCGACGCUGUGGAAGUCUCCUCUCGCUCACUAUGUGGAAACCCACCGGCGAAUCAAAGCGCGGCUCCGGCGCCGCUGCCGCUGCGGCCGCCGUCGCCUGCGUGCUGCUGACGGGGACGCUCAUCGCCACCGUCCGACCCCCGAGCAGCGGACACCCGCAGGAGUCUCCGGGAGCAGCGGCCAGUGGGAAACUUUUCUCGGCGUACUUCGGGAAGCUGACCCGGGAGAGGAGAGCCAUGAUCGGCCCCCCGCGGUGCAGCGGCCCUCCCCCGCUCGUGGAGCUGCUCUCCCCCGCUGAUCUCUUCAUCGCGGUGAAAACCACAGGGAGGUACCACCGACCGAGGCUGGAGCUGCUGCUCGACACCUGGAUCUCCAGGAACAUGCAACAAACCUUCGUGUUCACGGACGGAGAGGACGCGGGUCUGAGGGAACGAAUGGGCGCUAAUCUGAUCAACACCAACUGCUCAGCAGCUCACAGCCGCCAGGCGCUGUCCUGUAAAAUGGCCCUGGAGUACGACGCGUUCGUCACAACGGACCGGAAGUGGUUCUGUCACGUGGACGACGACAACUACCUGAACGUGGACGCGCUCCUGAAGCUUCUGUCGCAGUACAGCCACAAUCAGGACGUUUACAUCGGCCGACCGAGCCUGGAGCGGCCGAUCGAGGCCACGGAGGCGCUCGGCUCCGCGGAGACGAAGCAGGUGCGGUUCUGGUUCGCCACGGGAGGAGCGGGCUUCUGUCUGAGCCGCGGCCUCGCGCUCAAGAUGAAACCGUGGGCGAGCGACGGCACCUUCAUGUCGACCGCCGAGCACAUCCGCCUCCCGGACGACUGCACCGUCGGAUACAUCGUGGAGUCGCUGCUCGGCGCGCGCCUCACGCGCUCGCACCUGUUUCACUCGCACCUGGAGAACCUGGGGCUGGUGUCGGACGCGCACAACCAGGUGACUCUCAGCUACAGCUCGGCGGAAGGCGGCGGGAACACCGUGAACGUGAAGGGCCCGUUUUCAGUCAGCGAGGACCCCACGAGGUUCAGGUCGGUCCAUUGUGUGCUGUACCCAGACACGGCCUGGUGCCCCGGCCCCUGGCGACUGUAACGGCUACACACACAAAGAGGGAGGGAUGGACUCGCAGGGGAGACGAGGCCGAGCCGAGCGGGGAAUUGUUAGAGGAAUAAAGACAGGAAGUUCCACCGCUGCCUGCUCGGACCACUGAGGAGCCGGUGUCAUUGUCCUUCUGUGCCGCUGAGGUCUGACUGGUAGCUUUAAGGAGAAGCACAAAGCCGUUAUGCUCCUGGAGGUUUAAUUGGGAAAUGACUCAUGUUGGGUCGUCUUUUAUUUCUAUGCUUUAAAAGCAGUUGAUGCAACUGACUUAGCGUCAUUAAGUUAAGUCCCUCAUUAAGUGAAUGUAUACGAUAACUGUUGCUUCUGAAGCGUACAUGCUUUUUCCAGUAUCUGGACGUCAUGGUGACAAUAAUAAAAACCUGUUUGCUGUGUGCAA